UUGUAUCACGCGCAUUCUCUCUUUAAAUUUGGUACUCACAUUUUCCCACACAUUCCCACUGAUCAUUUCCAUUACCAUUCUUCUGCUUCUCUUUCCUCUAUUUCAUUUUCUCUUAUUUUCAUUUCCAUUUUCUCACCUAACAAACACAAAACAAUUCUCUUUUUCUGAUCCAAAUCAUGAAUUUGAAAUCCAUUUUGGGCCGGAAAAAGAAAUCCGACCCCUCCGCUAGUUCAUCAACCACGGUCACCGCAAACCCAAUGGCGUCGCGCUCGCAGUCCCAGAACAGCAAGGCCCAGCUCGUCGCGGAGCUGGAGGAGGUCUUCCGGAGGUUCGACGUCAAUGGCGACGGCAAGAUCUCGUCGUCGGAGCUCGGAUCCAUCCUGGGCAGCAUGGGGCACCGGGCGACGGAAGAGGAGCUGGACAAGAUGAUCAGAGAGGUGGACGGCGACGGCGACGGCCACAUCGAUCUCCAGGAGUUCGUGGAGCUGAACACCAAGGGCGUGGAUUCGGAAGAGGCGUUGGAGAAUCUCAAGGACGCGUUCUCGGUGUACGACAUCGACGGGAACGGGUUGAUAUCGGCGGAGGAGUUGCAGAGGGUGUUGAAGAGCCUGAACGACGAUUGCUCGCUGGCCGAGUGCCGGAAGAUGAUCAACGGCGUCGAUAGGAAUGGGGACGGAAUGAUUAAUUUCGAGGAGUUUAAGGUGAUGAUGAUGAAGGGUCGCGCCUGGAUUUGAUAAACAGAUCCCAUUGAUCGAUCAUCUUCCGUCAUAGGAAUAAAAGCUGAUGCAUAUCCAAAUCCCCUGCAUUUCCCA
Corylus avellana is the source of this 812-nucleotide messenger RNA. The record is from RefSeq and is a predicted model, not a curated record. NCBI's taxonomy places the organism in Eukaryota, Viridiplantae, Streptophyta, Magnoliopsida, Fagales, Betulaceae.